Messenger RNA from Condylostylus longicornis, 1114 nucleotides. Its product is annotated as ADP,ATP carrier protein. NCBI's taxonomy places the organism in Eukaryota, Metazoa, Arthropoda, Insecta, Diptera, Dolichopodidae. Gene Ontology annotation, cellular component: mitochondrial inner membrane. Gene Ontology annotation, biological process: mitochondrial ADP transmembrane transport; mitochondrial ATP transmembrane transport. The record is from RefSeq and is a predicted model, not a curated record. The transcript is spliced from 5 exons. Gene Ontology annotation, molecular function: ATP:ADP antiporter activity. Bases 165 to 1070 code for a protein of 301 amino acids.
AUCUAACUUCUAUUUUUGCCUUACAGCUAUUUAGUUAAUUUAGUGAGUGAUUGUAACGGGGCUGUUGAGGAUUUGGCAGUCGAGAAAAAAUUAGGCAAAAAAAAAAAACAAAGUUAAGGCUUUAUCUUUAAAUUGUGUGAUAAAUAUUUAAAUAAUAUAAGAUAAUGGGUGGAGGUUUGACAGAUCCAGUUGCUUUCUUGAAGGAUUUCGCUGCCGGAGGUAUUUCCGCCGCUGUGUCAAAAACAACUGUUGCGCCAAUUGAACGUGUAAAAUUACUUUUGCAAGUACAACAUAUUUCAAAACAAAUUUCUCCUGAUAAGCAAUAUAAAGGAAUGAUUGAUUGUUUUGUGCGCAUACCUAAAGAGCAAGGUGUGCUAGCUUACUGGCGUGGUAACUUAGCAAAUGUUAUUCGAUAUUUUCCUACCCAAGCCUUAAAUUUUGCUUUUAAGGAUAAAUACAAGCAAGUUUUCUUAGGAGGCGUUGACAAAAAUACACAAUUCACUCGCUAUUUCAUAGGUAACUUAGCUUCUGGUGGUGCCGCUGGGGCAACUUCGUUAUGCUUUGUAUAUCCUUUAGAUUUUGCCCGUACAAGACUGGCUGCUGAUAUCGGUAAAAGUGGCGGAGAACGUGAAUUCUCAGGCCUCGGCAACUGUUUAAGCAAAAUUUUCAAAACAGAUGGUAUUGUUGGCUUAUAUCGUGGAUUUGGCGUUUCAGUUCAAGGUAUUAUUAUUUACCGUGCCGCGUACUUCGGCUUUUAUGAUACAGCUAGAGGCAUGCUCCCUGAUCCUAAAAACACACCUAUUUAUAUCAGUUGGGCCAUCGCUCAGGUCGUUACAACAGUCGCGGGUAUCGUUUCAUAUCCAUUCGAUACAGUGCGUCGUCGUAUGAUGAUGCAAUCAGGGCGUAAGAAGACAGAAAUUAUUUACAAAAAUACUUUACAUUGCUGGGCUACAAUAGCCAAACAGGAAGGCUCAUCAGCCUUCUUCAAGGGAGCGUUCUCAAAUAUUCUCAGAGGUACAGGUGGUGCAUUUGUACUUGUACUUUACGAUGAAAUCAAAAAAUUACUGUAAUUUACUAAAAUAAAGUAAAAUUAAUUAAUGACGUUUAAAUACAA